UCCAUCACUCACUCAUAUUUUACUUGCAAAGUGUAAACACUACUUCAAAAUAUCUUUGAGCUUAUCAUCUCUCACAAUAUAUAGGUUGGUGCACUUUUAAUUUAAUUUUCUUGCUUUCAUGGAGAUAGUUCAAGAGCUCCAGUUAGAAACUACAGAGAAGAAUUCAAGCAAAGACAGAACCUCUGUCUUUCAUCAACACCAACUAAAGAAACAAACAAUGUUAAAAAGAUACAGAAAGUGGUUUUGUGUUUCUGUAUACAUAAUCUUUCUCCUAGCAGGCCAAUCUGCUGCUGUCCUUUUAGGAAGGCUAUACUUCGACAAAGGCGGCAACAGCAAAUGGAUGUCGACAUUUGUUCAAUCGGCCGGCUUCCCGGUGUUACUUCCGUUGCUCUUUUACUUCUCAUCGUCAUCACCACAAUCCAAAUCCAACAACAACAACAAAGAUUCCUUUAAAAAUACCAAACCAAAAGUUUCCUCCUUAAUUCUCCUCUACAUAGGCUUUGGACUUCUAUUAACUGGUGAUAACUUGAUGUAUUCAUAUGGACUUCUAUAUCUACCUGUUUCCACAUAUUCCCUACUAUGUGCUACUCAACUAGCCUUCAAUGCAUUAUUCUCUUACUUCCUCAAUUCCCAGAAAUUCACAGCAUUCAUAUUCAAUUCCAUAGUCCUUCUUACUAUAUCGGCUUCCCUGCUCGCAAUCAACUCUGAUUCUAGCGAAUCGUCUGGUAUCCUAAGAGGGAAGUACAUAAUAGGCUUCUUGUGCACUGUUUUUGCAUCUGCUGUGUUCUCCUUGUACCUCUCUCUGAUGCAACUUUCAUUUGACAAAGUCAUCAAGAGGAAAACAUUUUCUUCUAUAUUGGGCAUGCAAAUCUACCCUUCCUUUGUUGCUACAUCCGGUUGUGUCGUGGGAUUGUUCGCGAGCGGGGAAUGGAAAACUUUGCACAAUGAAAUGCAAAGUUACCAGAAGGGGAGUGUGUCAUAUGUAAUGACUUUGGUUUGGAUUGCUGUGACAUGGCAAGUAUUUUCAAUUGGUAUGAUAGGGUUGAUUUUGGAGGUGUCUUCAUUGUUCUCCAAUCUUAUAAGCACUUUGUCCUUGCCUAUAGUUCCAGUUCUUGCUGUUUUCUUCUUUCAUGAUAAGUUCAGCGGUGUUAAAGCUGUUGCUUUGUUGUUAGCAAUAUGGGGAUUCAUUUCCUAUAUUUAUCAACAUUAUCUUGAUGACCAAAAAGCCAAAGCGGAUAAAAGUGAUGAUGCCGUUGAAGCUUCAAAGGGUGAAGUAGAAGUUUGUUGAUGGAAGUUCUGAUUAAAUAUGUCAUCUUACGUUGUUAAUAAUGUUGCAUUCUUCUGAAUUGCAUCUUUCCUUGAAAUAAUACAAAGUAUAGUUUA
This is a messenger RNA of Arachis duranensis, 1383 nucleotides long. Its product is annotated as probable purine permease 11. The record is from RefSeq and is a predicted model, not a curated record. NCBI's taxonomy places the organism in Eukaryota, Viridiplantae, Streptophyta, Magnoliopsida, Fabales, Fabaceae. Bases 119 to 1288 code for a protein of 389 amino acids. Gene Ontology annotation, cellular component: membrane. Gene Ontology annotation, molecular function: purine nucleoside transmembrane transporter activity. The transcript has 2 exons.